CUGGUCGAUGCGGCGGAGAAGCUUGCCAUUGCCGCCCGCUAUCCUGACGAGAACGUCUUCUUUGCCGUAACUAGGACAACGCAGAAUGCUGCCAUCCGCAUUGCGUGCGCUCUCAACCUGUUUGCCGUCGUGCCCUCUUGCAGCGGUGAUGCUUCCGCAGCCAGUAUCAGCACCGCCAACAUGGCCGCCGCCGUCAAAGCCGAUCCAAUAGUUGUAGCGCGUGUCAUGCGUGCACUCGCGUCGUGUCACGUUUUCGAUGAAAUGGGCGAGGACUUGUACGCACACAACGCGUUGUCGCGUGCUUUCCUUGUGCCCGAGACGCUGUCCAUGUUCAGUGAAAUCUACGAUAUGGCCGGCAAAGCUGCCCACGCGCUACCCGACUUCUUGGCCGCCACCGGCUACAAGAACCCCGAGGACUAUAACAACUCAGCCUUCCACCUAGGCGCCCACACGGAGCUGGGAUUCUGGGAGUACCUCGAGGCUGACGACGCCAAGCUGCAGGCCUUCAACAACGGCAUGCGUUCCCAGGCCACUGUCAAGGACUUUGACAGCUCCUACCCCUUUGAAGCUGAGCUGAAUCGCUCCAAGCUUGCAGAAGGAGACGUGGUGCUAGUUGAUGUUGGGGGUGGUCGUGGUCAUGCUCUCGAACGCAUCAAACAACGUUUCCCUGAGAUGCAAGGCCAGUUCGUACUCCAGGAUCAGGAGGCUGUCAUCAAAGAUGCAGUGUCUGGGGGCCUAUCGUCGGAAAUCAUCGCUCAAGUCGCGUCGUUCUUUGAGCCCAAUCCCGUAAAAAACGCUCGCGCCUAUUUUUUUCGACGCGUUCUUCACGACUGGUCCGAUGCCGUCUGCCGCACGAUUCUACAAAACACGGUCGUGGCCAUGGCUGCUGAUAGUAAGGUGUUGAUCGCCGAGUACGAGGUGCCGGCGGUUGGGGCGCCCGCCAAGCUGACCAUGCAGGAUAUAAACAUGAUGGGGCUGGGUGGC
Molecule: messenger RNA, 984 nt
Organism: Dothidotthia symphoricarpi CBS 119687
Lineage: Eukaryota; Fungi; Ascomycota; Dothideomycetes; Pleosporales; Dothidotthiaceae
Product: S-adenosyl-L-methionine-dependent methyltransferase
Exons: 1
Molecular function (GO): O-methyltransferase activity
Source: RefSeq, a predicted model, not a curated record